AAAGCAACUGUCUGGUUGUAUGUCCCCGAGUUACACUGCAGUACUAAAUGUUGGAGCGAGGCAAUACCGGGAGAAUCCAGGCAGCAGGCUUCACCCAGAGAGGGAGGGUGAGGGGAGGAGAGAGACGGAGAGAGGAGAGAGGAGGAAUGAAAGGGGAGAGAGAGGGACCGAGACCGGCGAGCGGGAGACAGGAGCGGAAACCACAGAGGUAGAGUCAGGGCCGACACCGAAGAAACGUAGACGCACAGGGAGGGGCCAAUAUUAGUGUACAGAGAGAAAGAGGGAACGCGGUGCGGUGACACCUAGCCUCGGAGACAGUGGGAGCUCCGAGCCCACGGAGAGCGGGGGAGUUCCGCUUCCUCCCGCCCCAGCGGCUCCCGCCCCGCCUGGGCGCAGCCGGCCGUCCCGGCUCCGAGGGUGCAGCGCGCCCGGACGCAGCGAGAGUGCGGGGAGCUGGGCUCCAGCACGACCCCGCCGCUCGGGUUUGGGUGUCCUCAGGCUCCGCGCUCCUCCUCCCCUCCUCCAGAUGGGACUGGCUCUCCUCUUUGCAAAGCCAGGCUCGCGGGGAGACGUGGUGAGCAGUAGCCAGCAGCUGCUGUGCCGUGGACGCCGCUGACCGCCGCGCGCCCGGACCGGGUGUCCGCAUGAGUGCCUCUCCCAGCAGAUCCAGCGCCAAGCCGGCUCCCCAACCUGGUCUGCUGAACGCAAACCGCUGAGAGUUUGCUGCACCGCCCCCUGGGGCCCCUGGCUGCCGAGUCCCGCUAAGGCAAAGACGCCAGCAAGCGAGGGAGCGCAGCGGAAGAAAAACAAGUGGGCGCGCGAGGGGAGCCCCAGGAGGGCGGCCGGGUGGCUGGCAGGCGGCUCCCGCCCCUCCCGGGUAGCCUCGCCGGCGGCUGACGGCCCGGAGGACGCGCGCUCCGAAAAGUUAGACUCCGGGCGGCGGCGCGCCACGCCGCGUCCCCUCGCGUCCCUUCCUCGCUGCGCUCCGGGAAAGGAACUUGUUCCUCCGGCCUCAGGAUUGGGGCGUGUGCCGCGGGCCGAGGGUGGGGAGCAGCCAGAGGGAGACGCGAACGAGGCCGCUGGCGGAGGGCGCAGGAGGAGCGCAGAGGCGACGGCCCCCAUGCCGGCGGCCAACAUGAUGGAGAACCGGCCGCUGCCCGCCCUGCAGGUGCCCGAGCCGCAGGGUGCGCCCGAGGGCAGCCCGGUCUGGUCCAGUUCGUCGACCCCCACGCUUCGCCGCCGGCGCUUCAAGAUGCGCCGCAUGAAGAACGUACAGGAGCAGAGCCUGGAGGCCGGGCUGGCCCGGGACCUGCCCGGCGUCUUGGCCCCCGGCAAGGAGUUCCUGCAGCUGCCGUCCAUCGAGAUCACGCCCUCCAGCGACGAGGACACCCCGUGGUCCAACUGCUCCACACCCAGCGCGUCCCCGCGCCGAAAACGCUUCCUCCUCCGCAAGUGGCUGAGGGUGAGGGAGCGGAAGGAGUGCAGUGAAAGCAGGAUCUCACUCUGUCACCCAGGCUGGAGUGCAGUGGCACGAUCUCGGCUUACUGCAACCUCCACCUCCCGGAUUCAAGCAAUUCUCCUGCCUCAGCCUCCCGACAGCCAACAGAGCAGUCAGCAGAGCAGCCACGAUGAUGAUUCUAGCAGGUUCCUGAGUCCUCGAGCGCGGGAAGAAAGCACUGCCAGUAACUCCAACCGCAGCACGCCGGCCUGCUCGCCUAUCCUCCGGAAGCGGUCUCGCUCGCCAACCCCGCAGAACCAGGACGGAGACACCAUGGUGGAGAAGGGCUCAGAUCACUCCUCGGACAAGUCCCCGUCCACACCGGAGCAGGGCGUGCAGCGCAGCUGCUCCUCCCAGUCCGGCCGGAGCGGCGGCAAGAAUUCCAAGAAAAGCCAGAGUUGGUAUAAUGUGUUAAGCCCCACCUACAAGCAGAGAAAUGAAGACUUCAGAAAGCUCUUUAAGCAGCUUCCAGACACGGAGCGCCUCAUUGUUGAUUACUCAUGUGCACUCCAAAGAGACAUUCUCCUUCAGGGCCGACUCUACCUCUCUGAAAAUUGGAUCUGCUUCUACAGCAACAUCUUCCGCUGGGAAACUCUGCUGACAGUCCGUUUGAAAGACAUCUGUUCCAUGACUAAAGAAAAAACAGCUCGCCUCAUUCCCAAUGCCAUCCAAGUUUGCACUGAUUCAGAAAAGCACUUCUUCACUUCGUUUGGGGCCCGGGAUAGGACAUAUAUGAUGAUGUUCCGGCUCUGGCAGAACGCUCUCCUUGAAAAGCCUCUGUGUCCCAAGGAGCUUUGGCACUUUGUUCACCAGUGCUAUGGGAACGAAUUGGGCCUGACCAGUGAUGACGAGGACUACGUGCCCCCUGACGACGACUUCAACACAAUGGGAUACUGCGAAGAGAUCCCUGUGGAAGAGAAUGAAGUGAAUGACAGCUCAUCCAAGAGCAGCAUAGAGACCAAGCCAGAUGCCAGUCCACAACUGCCCAAGAAAUCCAUCACCAACAGCACACUGACAUCCACAGGGAGCAGUGAGGCCCCCGUCUCGUUUGAUGGGCUGCCCCUGGAGGAGGAGGCGCUGGAGGGAGAUGGGUCCCUGGAGAAGGAGCUCGCCAUUGACAACAUCAUGGGGGAGAAGAUUGAGAUGAUCGCUCCUGUGAACUCCCCUUCACUGGACUUCAAUGACAAUGAGGACAUCCCCACUGAGCUCAGUGACUCUUCCGACACACACGAUGAAGGGGAGGUCCAGGCCUUCUAUGAGGACCUGAGUGGCCGGCAGUACGUGAAUGAAGUCUUCAACUUCAGCGUGGACAAGCUCUAUGACCUCCUCUUCACCAACUCGCCCUUCCAGCGGGAUUUCAUGGAGCAGCGGCGCUUCUCUGAUAUCAUCUUCCAUCCAUGGAAAAAGGAGGAGAAUGGAAACCAGAGCCGAGUGAUUCUUUACACCAUCACCCUUACCAACCCUCUGGCUCCCAAAACUGCCACUGUCAGGGAGACACAGACCAUGUACAAGGCGAGCCAGGAGAGUGAAUGUUACGUGAUAGAUGCCGAAGUCCUCACCCACGACGUGCCCUACCAUGACUACUUCUACACAAUCAAUCGCUACACGCUCACCCGCGUGGCUCGGAACAAGAGCCGACUCAGGGUCUCCACAGAGCUACGCUAUCGAAAACAGCCCUGGGGAUUAGUGAAAACGUUCAUCGAGAAGAACUUCUGGAGUGGGCUGGAGGACUACUUCCGCCAUUUAGAGAGCGAGCUGGCCAAAACGGAGAGCACUUAUUUGGCUGAGAUGCACAGACAAUCUCCCAAAGAGAAGGCCAGCAAGACUACAACGGUGCGGAGGAGGAAGCGUCCCCAUGCCCACCUGCGAGUCCCUCACCUGGAAGAGGUGAUGAGCCCGGUCACCACGCCCACAGAUGAGGAUGUGGGCCACAGGAUCAAACAUGUGGCAGGUUCCACGCAGACGCGGCAUAUCCCCGAGGACACCCCCAAUGGUUUCCACCUGCAGAGCGUGUCCAAGCUGCUGCUGGUUAUCAGCUGUGUUCUGGUGCUGCUGGUCAUCCUUAACAUGAUGCUCUUCUACAAACUCUGGAUGUUGGAAUACACCACGCAGACCCUCACUGCCUGGCAGGGUCUAAGGCUCCAAGAAAGGUUACCCCAGUCUCAGACAGAAUGGGCCCAGCUCUUAGAGUCCCAACAAAAGUACCACGAUACUGAGCUCCAAAAAUGGAGGGAGAUCAUCAAAUCCUCAGUGAUGCUCCUUGACCAGGUGAGAUGCCCCACCUUCUCUGCUUGCCCUGGUCUUUGGGAGCGGGGACUCCUUCCCUUAUGCUGUGAGAAAGAUCCUUGUCUCUAUCACCACCCUCCAGACUUCUCCCUCCAAUUCAUUCUUCCUCCAGGCCAUGCAUUGUUCUAAAAUGGAAAGCCUUCCUUGAGUGGGCUGCUAGAAAUGCAGGUGUAUUCUAAAAAAUAAGAACAAUAAAAUGACCUACUGAAUUUGCACCAGGAAAGCUGUAGUUUAGGUGGAAGGAGAACUCUUUUUAUUUUUUUUUUUGGUAACCCAUAACCAUCUGACAAGCAUUUAAACAGAACCCCCUCAACCUUUUUACAGAGAUUUGUCUUCCCAGAGGGCAUGUCUUUGAGUUUUUUCAAAUGUUUACUGCCCCCUCCUUUGACAGUCAGUGGCACUGCACUGAUAGUCUGGGAAGAUGGCUGUACUUUGUCUUCUUUUCAUAGCAUCAUCUUUGUCGUACAGUUUGCCUGUAUACUCCCCCACAAAACUAGAUCAACUAUUUAGGCAAAUCAUCCUGAGGCAAAAUCAAUAAUUAGCCUAGUUUCCUUGGGGGAGGGAGCUUCCUGCUUCCCCAGAAUAGUUUAGUAUCUUAUAAAAUAUGCCUCCGUGUGGCUACCUAGAGAGCAGGAAUCUGCCUUUGCUGUGAGAAUUAGAAAAUAAUAGACUCAGGAUAACAACUUCUCUCCCUAAAGAGUUGCCUUUCUGACGUUUUGUGACCAGCCAGAGAUGGCAUCCCAGCCUUGCCACUAACUAAUUUUGUGACCAUGAGUAAGGGACCUUGAGCUUCCGUUUCUUCAUUUAUAAAAUAGGAAUUGCACUCAUAGCUUCAUGGAACUGUCGUCAGGAUUUGAUGGCAUGUGGGCAGUGCUCAUUAAUAUUAAACUUUAUUUCCUUGCAUUGUUUGGUCUUAGCUCUAAGUAAGGAAAAAGAGGCCGGGCUUGGUGGCUCACGCCUGUAAUCCCAGCACUUUGGGAGGCUGAAGAGGGCAGAUCACUUGAGGUCAGGAGUUUGAGACUGGCCUGGCCAACAUGGUGAAACCCUGUCUCUACUCAAAAUAUAAAAGCUAGCCAGGUAUGGUGGCGCACACCUGUAAUCCCAGCUACUUGGGAGGUUAAGGUAGGAGAAUUGCUUGAACCUGGGAGGCGGAGGUUUCAGUGAGCUGAGAUAGUGCCACUGCACUCCAGCCUGGGCAACAGAGUGAGACUUCAUCUCAAAAAAAAGAAAAAAAAAGGGAAAAGAAUCUUAAUGCAGCUAUCAGGACCCAGUUGGAUGUGUUUAGCUUUGUCACCACACUUAAGGAGGGCAUUUUUUUUUUUUUAACCAAAAGGGGACAAAAAGCUUAGUUAGGAGUUUAGAAGCCCUACCCUUUCAAGAAGGGUUGAUGGAAUUGAAGACAAACCCAGGAGAAGGGAACACGGGGGUGAGGAGAACAGGGUGGUCUUCAGACACCCAGGCCAACAGGUGUCAAGGGUUAGACUUACUGGAAAACUCCAGAGCACUGAACUAGGGCUAGAAGUUUAAGAAAGUAAUUUUUCUUCAUCAUCAAAUGCAAACAGCUUGUGGCUAAUGCUGUCCAGCAAUGGAACAGGCUACUGUAGAGAACUGAGAUUCCAACAUUGAAAGUGUUCAAGGGGUAACUAGAUGAUAAUGGAUAAAGAACUUAUAGAUUAAAUUGGGGCAGUUGGACUAGAUGACCCAGGGGUCUCUUCCAACUCUAGAAUUCUAUUUCAGAAUGGGGCCCGUUAACUUGGGGGUUUGGGCUAUCAGAUUUAUAGCCUAGUGGACUUUACCCUACAAGUGUUAAGAGAGUUGUUUUGUUUCAAUCUCUUUAAAAGUAACUUUAAAAAUAACAGAAUGGCCCCCUCCUCUGUCUUGAGCAGAAGAUAUAAAUGAACCAGAGAUAAGAAAGUGGUAGAUUAAGCAGAGAGACCAGACUUUCCCUAAAUCAGUAACCAUUUACCCCAGAAAUGUUGUCUUAUGUUGUAACAGAGCAGUUUACCCAGAGAUAGUAUGUAAAUAUGUGAAUAUUUAAAUAUGUGGUGGUAUGAUGGGCCAUUUUACAAUUCUCCUGCCAGGCUCCAUUCUAGUCUCCCAUUUAGACUGCAGUCUGUGACCUAAAGAUGUUAUUUUGCUGAUAUGGAUACCAACUAGGAACCCACUCAGUUCUCUGCAUGGUGCCCCUGGGUGCACAAGGGAAGGUUUAGACACAGUUCUAGUCCUAGCAAACAUGAAACCAAGCAAUGAAAGAUGACUGCAGUCCAGAGCCCGAGUGUGCUGUGUGAGAGACCAUGAAGGAGAGGGAUGACUGGGAGCUGGAGAAAGUUUGGAUUUGUUCUGAGCCUUAGCAGACGGGUGAGAUUGGAAUAGGCAAGAGCACAAAGAUUCCCAGGCGGGGGGAACAAUGUGGCUCAAUGUACAAAGACAGGCAUGUGGUAUAUUAAGGAUCAUCAAGGAAACCAGAUGAAACAAGUAGAUCAAGUCAGUGACAGCCUAAGAGGCUCUUUGUAGCAGUUGAACACUUCAAGAGAGUUCUUGAUCUAGCACUGAGACCCAGUAAGCCUUACCCAAGGGCUUCCCCAUGCUAGAUUGUCUGUCUCCUUUCUUUCUUUCCCUCUUUCUUUCCUUCCUUCCUUCCUUUCUUUU
Pongo pygmaeus (Bornean orangutan) is the source of this 6433-nucleotide messenger RNA. It is a transcript of the gene GRAMD1B, whose product is annotated as GRAM domain containing 1B. The transcript has 21 exons. The record is from RefSeq and is a predicted model, not a curated record. Gene Ontology annotation, biological process: intracellular sterol transport. Lineage: Eukaryota; Metazoa; Chordata; Mammalia; Primates; Hominidae. Gene Ontology annotation, cellular component: endoplasmic reticulum membrane; plasma membrane; endoplasmic reticulum-plasma membrane contact site. Gene Ontology annotation, molecular function: cholesterol binding; cholesterol transfer activity. Bases 1121 to 3913 code for a protein of 930 amino acids.